Messenger RNA from Kogia breviceps (pygmy sperm whale), 1674 nucleotides. It is a transcript of the gene PTGES2, whose product is annotated as prostaglandin E synthase 2. Gene Ontology annotation, cellular component: mitochondrion. NCBI's taxonomy places the organism in Eukaryota, Metazoa, Chordata, Mammalia, Artiodactyla, Physeteridae. The record is from RefSeq and is a predicted model, not a curated record. Gene Ontology annotation, molecular function: prostaglandin-E synthase activity.
AGCAAAUAUGGCCCAGGCUGUGCGGGCGCUGUGGCCCGGCGGGCGCGCUCUGACCUGGAGGCUGAGCGGUCGCCCCGCGCUGGGACUCCCCGCGCAGAGCCGGGCCGGCUUAACCGGGGCGGCGGGAGGCCCGGGCCCCGCCGCCACCACCCGCAAGGGGGGACCACGGCUCCUGGGGGCGGCGGCGCUGGCUCUGGGAGGAGCCCUGGGGCUGUACCACACUGCGCGGUGGCACCUGCGCGCCCAGAACCUCCGUGCCGAGCUCUCAGCCGCGCAGCUCUCCCUGUCCAGCCGCCUGCAGCUGACUCUGUACCAGUACAAAACGUGUCCCUUCUGCAGCAAGGUCCGCGCCUUCCUCGACUUCCACGCCCUGCCCUACCAGGUGGUGGAGGUGAACCCUGUGCGCAGGGCCGAGAUCAAGUUCUCCUCCUACAGGAAGGUGCCCAUCCUGUUGGCCCAGGAAGGAGACAGCCUGCAACAACUGAACGACUCCUCUGUCAUCAUCAGUGCCCUCAAGACCUACCUGGUGUCGGGGCAGCCCCUCGAAGACAUCAUCACCUACUAUCCACCCAUGAAGGCUGUGAACGAGCAGGGCAAGGAGGUGACCGAAUUCUGCAACAAGUACUGGCUCAUGCUGGAUGAGAAGGAGGCCCAGCGGAUGUAUGGUGGGAAGGAGGCCAGGACGGAGGAGAUGAAGUGGCGGCAGUGGGCAGACGACUGGCUGGUGCACCUCAUCUCCCCCAACGUGUACCGCACGCCGACCGAAGCCUUGGCCUCCUUCGACUACAUCGUCAAGGAGGGCAAUUUCGGGACCGUGGAGGGCGCCGUGGCCAAGUACAUGGGCGCAGCUGCCAUGUACCUCAUCAGCAAGCGGCUCAAGAGCAGGCACCACCUCCAGGCUGACGUGCGCGAGGAUCUCUACGAGGCUGCCGACAAGUGGGUGGCAGCUGUGGGCGAAGACCGGCCCUUCAUGGGGGGCCAGAAGCCGAACCUGGCUGACCUGGCCGUGUACGGCGUGCUGCGUGUGAUGGAGGGUCUGGAGGCCUUCGACGACCUGAUGCGUCACACUCACAUCCGGCCCUGGUACCUGCGGGUGGAGAAGGCCAUCACUGAGGCCCCCCAGUGAACUGAGCAGCCCUGCUGGGACGAGGGAGGGGACAGUGGAAGACACCGGCUGUGGGGGACCAGGGCCGCUGGGCCAGUACCUGCUGAUGUUGUGACACAGUGCAGCAGGGGACGGGAUCGUUCGACCUCUUGCCCACCCCACCCUAACCGCUCCGUCGCUUCUAACACUGGACGUCUGCUGGUGCCCCGGGGCGCUGGGGGACAAAGCCCAGGCUCAGUUUCCAUUCACAAAUGUACCCGCGCCUCCCGGGGCAUGCAAGGCUACCUCCCUCACCAGCCGGAACCCCUCCUGGGCCUCCCUGCUCUUUAGCCUUCCCUGGGGCUCUCAGGGCUGCCCUGUUUACGCCCCGUGGGUGGGAAUCAGGCUGGGCUCCUGCCGUGGGCAAGGGAAAUAGGACCGUCCGGUUUGGGGAGCCCCAUCCCUGGCUCCCCCUGGUUCCCGCUCUCCCCAGGUGUCCCCAGGACUGUGUGUCAUGUUCACAAUAAAGAAAAGGUUUGCGGCUCCCCGCGUGGCGGCACCAUGGUGGAGGUCCGCAGCCAGUAAAUACC